UAGAGUUGUGAGCGGAGGAGAGCAGACAGGUAGGGAAGAAGAAGAAGAAGGAGCGUCUGAUGUUAGAUCAGCUCCGGACCAAUCAUCUGACCCAGUAAAAGCCCACAGACAAACAUCACAGCAACAUUAUUCAACCACAGAAAGAUGAAGCUUCUUCUGAAGAGAAAAUCACCCUGGUUUACUUAAGUCACCUACUGGAGUGUGUUUCUGAAAGCUUUAGAGGCCAGAGGCCAGUCCUUGAAGACCCUACAGGACAUCAGCUUGAGACUAACAGUGAUGGGUUUACAGGGUCAAAGACUGGCCUGGACCUUGCUUCCAGUGCUCCUGCUGGGAGUGACCUGCUCAUCACAUGGUUCCCUUGUUAAAGUCAACAAGGGCUUAAAGGUGAAACGGGGUCAAUCAGCCUACCUCCAGGAGAGUGACCUGCAGUUCCAUAUUCCCCAUCAGAAGGAUGCGUGCAAGCUGGAGGUGGUGUUAAAUGAGCCCAUAACUCAACGAGUAGGAAAACUCAUGCCUCAGGUAUUUGACUGCCACUAUCUGGCUGAUACGGUAAAGUACAUCCAUAACGGCUGUCCAUUGUUAAAGGAGGACACUGUCAAGCUUCGACUGUACAGGUUCACAGAGACAGAGACAUACAUGGAGGUGUUUUCUUUCCAUGUCGACAUUAUGGAACCUGAAUGCAGCAUCAUAAAGCUGGGGCCCAAAGCCCUGGAGGUUCCUGAAUUCUACGGCCUCUCUGGUGCUGUGGAUGGCAACGUGGUGUCCUUCCACUAUGAGCGGAAGUCAAGCCUGGAGUGUAGCAUCCAUCUGAGUAGCCAUGACACCCACCUGCCAGCCCACGGCCAGCUGGUCACUGGAGAGCCAGAGAAAGCUAUGACAAGAGGGGAUGAGCCAGAAAGCUUUAUCCACCUACGCCAGCAGCUAGAUAAUAAAGCCAGAGCAAUGUGUAAAUCCGAAGACUGCCUGAGGGGUCUGAAGCUGGUGAAGUUCACCAAAAUUCCCUGUGAUGACUUCUUGGUGAUGGGACUGAGGUAUCAGCACAUAGACCCUCCAUCUCCAGACAUAGACUACAUCGCAAUCCGACUGGAUCUCAAGGACACCAGGAGUGGCAGCAUGUAUCAGUCUGAACAGGCCUGGAUUCCAGUGCGGAUAGUCGAUGCAAUGCCCAACCAGCCACCCAAACCAUCCUUCAUGUCCAUGUUUAUCCUGGAGGUGGACCAGUUCAUCCUCACUCCACUCUCCACCGCUACACUAGACACUGAAGAUGAGGAAACUCCAAAACAGCUCUUGGUUUUCAACAUCACCAAACCGCCUGCAGAUGGCUUCAUCACCCAUCUGUCCGAUCAUACUCGCCCAGUCUCCUCCUUUACAUGGCUCGAUCUCAAUGACAUGCUCAUUGGGUACCAACCUCCAAAUUCCUCACAUACCCAACGCAGGAAUUAUGAGGUGGAAUUUGAGGUUCAUGAUUUUUUCUUUGAGAAGAGCCCAUCAAUGACUGUCCACAUGUCUGUGAGGAAUGCAGACACGAAUGCACCCAGGGUGUCUUGGAACAUGGGUCUCAGUCUGUUAGAGGGUCAGUCUCGGCCAAUAGUGUGGGAGCAGCUCCAGAUUGUGGACAAUGACAACCUGAAUGCUGUUCGUAUCAUCACUGUGGAUGGCCUGCAGCAUGGACGGCUCACUGUCAGAGGUGGAAAGGGCUUCAUGUUUACUGUCAAUGACAUCAAAGCGGGCAUGGUUCGCUAUCACCAUGAUGACAGUGACUCCACCAAAGACUUUAUCAUCUUCCGCAUUACUGACGGCCGCCAUCAGACUCGACAUAAGUUCCCCAUCAAGAUCCUGCCUAAGGACGACAGCCCGCCGUUCCUCAUCACCAAUAUGCUGCUGGAGGUGUCUGAGGGCCAGAUGACUUUACUGAGAGGCUCCACCCUCCAGGCUUCAGACAUGGACUCCAGCAAUGACUACAUCCUCUUUAACAUCACCCGCCCUCCACAGGCAGGAGAGGUCAUGAAGAUGCCAACAUCAGGGCUCACAGGUUAUCCUGUCAGCCACUUUCUGCAGAAAGACCUGUCGCAGUCCAUGGUUUACUAUCGACACCUAGGAAACAAAGUGUUUGAUGACUCCUUUGAGGUGGUGCUGUCAGAUUUCCAUGACCCUCCCAACUUGUCAGAGCCUCAAGUGGUGAUGGUGCACAUAGACCCUGUUCCAGACCAACCACCUAAAGAGGUUCCUGGUUCCAGUAGGUGUCUUGUGAUCAAAGAAACAGAAGUGGUACAUAUAACACGGCAACAGCUUCACUUCGUAGACCAGGAGUCCCCAGACAGUGAACUUACAUAUACAGUUACUACUCCACCUUUCUACACUGGUCUCCACAGCAGUCCUGAUGCUGGCAGGUUGUUCUUAGUCGACAGCAUACCCAAAUUCACCAAAGACACCAACGCGCCAGUGCUGAGACUCUUCACACAGCAUGCAGUGAACUUCAUGAAGGUAGCCUACAUGCCUCCAGUCAUGGACAUCGGCCCUUACCCCCAGUAUAUCCAGUUUGUUCUCUCUGUAACCAACCACCUGGGCAAGACAGUCACUGGGAUCUGCUUUAACAUAACAGUAAUGCCAGUGGACAACCAGCCACCACAGGUUUUUACCAAUCAUCUGACUGUGGAUGAGGGAGGGGAGUGCACGCUUGGCCCUGAACACUUGCUGCUGUCAGACGUGGACUCCAAGGAAGAAGCCUUGUGGAUGGAGCUUCAGAGGGAACCACAGCAUGGAGCUCUGCAGCUAGAUGGCCUCCCACUGAAACCAGGCCACACUUUCACUGCGCAAGACCUGAAAAGCCUUAAAGUUAGGUACAAUCACGACAGCUCAGAAACCAUAGAGGACAACAUUGAAUUCAUUGCAACAGAUGGCACCAAUUCCGUCAGUUUUGUCCUGCAAGUGAAGGUGAUGCCUAUCAACGAUGAAGUCCCUGUGUUGGUUGCUGGUUUAAAACCAGUUCUCAGCUGUGCAGAGGGACAGGAAAUAGUCAUCACGGCUGAGUAUAUCUAUGCGACUGAUGCUGACAGCGACAACAGCAGUCUGGCCUUCCUGAUAGCGCGGCAGCCAUAUCAUGGUGUGGUGCUCCGAAACUCAGUUGUAGUGGAUCGCUUCAUCCAGGCAGACAUCACUGCAGGGAUCAUCACCUACAAACACACAGGACUAGAGAUCGGACUCACUCCUCGCCAUGACACCAUCACCUUUGUUAUUUCUGACGGAGAAACAGAAAACUCUCCUCUAUGCUGUGUUGAAGAAAAUCCCUUCAGGACCAGAGACAUGACUCGGCUUCGGGACAGUCUGCCUGUGUAUGACCUCCACAUCACAGUGUUUCCAGUCGACAGCCAACCACCUUCUCUAACAACAGGAGACAUCUUUACGGUGGAUGAAGGUGGGUCUGCCCCAAUCACUGCAUCUCAUUUGAAGGCCUCAGACGUGGACACUGUCCUGGACAAACUGGUGGUCAGUCUGAUAUCUCCACCCCAGUUUGGCUAUAUUGAAAAUGUCCUGCCCAGUCCUGGCUUUGAGAAAAGCAACACAGGCAUAAGCAUAGCUUCCUUUUCAUACAAAGACAUCAUUGACAGUCAUGUGAACUACGUCCAGUCCAGACACCAGAGGAUGGAGCCCACAGCUGAUCAGUUCAUGCUCUGUGUAUCAGACGGCAAACGAAACUCUGCUCAUGUUCCCUUCUACAUUAUUAUUAACCCGACAAAUGAUGAGAUCCCACAGUUUGUGACUCGAAACAUCACAGUACAAGAAGGAGAAAUGAAGCAGCUGGACUCAUCAGUUCUACAUGCGAUGGAUCUGGAUGUCCCCAAGAACAACCUGCUCUUCAGUGUGGUCAAAGCUCCGCAGCAUGGCAGCAUCAUCAGCCACAGCAGUGAAACACCAGUCCACACAAGACGAGAGGCCAGUCCUCAAUCCCCUGUGGCCGACUUUACAAUGACAGAUCUUUCAAAUGGUAUGGAUCUGAUGUACAUGCACGAUGACUCAGAGAAUAUGGAAGACAGUUUUACAAUCCAGUUGUCUGAUGGCAUGCACCAACUCCAGAGACAAGUGAUGGUGAAAGUGCUGCCAGUCAAUGAUGAGGAGCCUCAUGUCAUCAGAAACAAUGGACUGCAGGUGGAGCCAGGAGAAGUCAGGCUCAUCUCCAGUGUUACACUGUUUGCACAGGACAGUGACACUCCUUCCUCAGAGGUCAUGUACAUGUUUGAGACUGUUCCUACACAAGGACUUCUCCAGCUUAAGGAAGCUCAGGACUGGGUGACACUGACAGUGGGGAGAAACUGCACCCAGGAGAUGGUGGACCUGAACCUUCUGCGCUACGUGCACACGGGUCAACACGGUGCUAAAACACAGGACUUUUUUGUCUUCUACUUGUUAGAUGGAAAGAAUCAAUCACCCCCACAGCACUUCUACAUCUCUGUCAAAGAUCUGGAGAAAGGAAACAUUGCCCUUUUUGUGAAGCCAGUGAACGUGAGCCGUGGAGAUCGUGUGGUUCUCACAACAGAUGUGCUGCUGGCCACAGAUGGCACGGAAAAGCCAGAAGAGCUUCUGUUUAUCAUCAUCAGCCCUCCUGCUCACGGACACAUAGAGUACAUUAAACAUCCUGGACUGGCCAUCUCAACCUUCAGCCAGAUGGACAUAGCAGCCAACCUUGUGGCUUAUGUGCAUGACAACCGAGCAGUCGCACCCAAAGAAAGCAUUCAGUUUGUUGUGAGUAAUGGUAAAAGCAGCCGAAAUGGAAGCUUUGAGAUUGCCGUGGAAAUGGUGGAUCGCGUCCUGCCCUUUCUGUCCUCCAAUAAAGGCCUCUCAGUCCCACAAGGCUCCACCAUGAUCCUGGGUCCUGACUGUCUGCUCAUGUCCGACCCUGACACUCCACCAAGCGCCCUGACCUUCGUCCUUCUCCAGCCUCCACAGUAUGGCAGGCUGCUUUUAGGCGGUAACACACUGACUGCUGGCUCAACCUUCACCCAGAAAGACAUACAAGAGUUGGACAUAACAUAUAAACAUGAUGGGGGACCAUCACAGAUCGACAGAUUUGCCUUUACUGCCUCUGAUAGCACCAAUCGGGGUUUCCUGCUGGAUGGGCAGUUACAAACAGAACCUAUGUUCUUCACCAUUCAGAUCAAGCCUUUGGAUAAGUCAUGUCCUGAGGUAGUGAAACUGCUUCCUCUUUGGAAAGCAGAGCGUUUAGGUGACGGACGAUACGGGAUCUUUUUGUCAUCUCGUGAGCUGAAGGCCCAAGACAGUGAUAGCAGAGAAGAGGAGCUGAUAUUCUGCAUUGUCCGCCAGCCCUACUUUGGCUACCUAGAAAACAUCACUACAGGUGGUUUUGUACCACAGCACUUCUCUCAGAUGGAGCUAAACAAGAGAACUAUUGCCUACAUCAUCAACCCAGACAGGGAGUCUCUGUCAGACAGCCUGGAAUUCACAGUGUCUGAUCCUUUGGGGAACAGUGGGCCUGCUCACAGACUAGAAUUCAACUGGUCCAGCGUGGAGCUGUCUCAGCCUGAGUACUCUGUGUGUGAGGAGCAGGGAACAAUCUCGCUAGACAUCAUCCGAAGAGGAAACCUGGCAGAGUCUGCAUAUAUCACUGUCAAGGUGCAGGACGUGACAACGACAGCUGGAAAAGACUUCCUCAUAAACCCUUCUUUUCUCAUUCAGUUUGAUCCAGGAGUGUCAAAGAGGAGCUGGCAAAUUGAGAUCAUUCAGGAUCACCUUGAGGAGGCUGAGGAGAUGUUUGAAGUGCUGCUGGUCUCCCCUGAAGGCAUGGUGAUCGGUAGCAUCAACAAGGCUGAGGUCACCAUCACGGACUCUGGUGGAGGAGAGCACAGGCUGAAAGAGAAUCGGGAGGCUCCUGUCCUUGGAGGAAAAGAGAUCCGGUCAGACACGUACCCCCAGCAUGGAUCCAUUCAACUAGAGAAACUGCCCCUUGGUACUGAAUCAGUAAUCUGGACCCGUGGAGACAGCAUCUCCAGACCUAAAGCAGAUGUCCCAAAAAAGAAAAUCAAAGUUGUAGGCAACCCAAAGCCUAUUGCACCUUCAUCGGUUUUUCACAACGGGACAGACAUUGUUUACACGUAUCACGGCAUCAUGCAAAUGCAAGUCGAGGACGACACCUCCCCAUCGAGGAAGAGCAGAAAGGCAAACGUCAAAGUGGUUAGCAGGGGAGCACAGCAGCAGGUGUCAGCUGUGUUUACUAAGUCAAAGUCACAUCCUCAAAGAAAGAUGUCAAAACCUCAAAAAACAGCACAGACUAAAGGUCUUGUUACAGCUGAUAACUCCAUACCCAAGCCCUGUGUGCCAGAACUGAUGGGACUGCUGCAUUUCAACCAGACCACCAAUCAGCUCUUUCACUGCAACGGUGUCUCCUGGAAACCCUGGGCACCAACUGACCAGAUGGUGAGUGCUCAGAUGUGUCCUCAGGGUUGGACCUUUCAUCGUGGCUACUGUUACACCCUCAGCACUGAGCACAAGGUGUCAUGGAGCACAGCUAAUAGGGCCUGCAGGGAGAGAUAUAAAGGCACUCUAGCAAGUGUUCUCUCUAAAGUGGACAUGGACUGGCUGUGGGACUUCAGUGGAAGAAAACCAUUUUGGAUAGGCCUGAAUGACAGGGACGGCCGAGGAUACUGGGAGUGGGCAGGCGGUGAGUCGGUCAGCUACACUAACUGGAGAAAGACGCCCCCUCGGUCCAAAAUGAAGGGAAGCAAAAAGUGUGUCCUGGUAUGGAGAAGAGCAAAGUGGCAAAUCAGGGACUGCAAAACGAGCAGAGGUCAUUGCUUUGUGUGUUCAAUCAGAACUUGAAUUAGAAAGACAGUGUAUGGAGCAUCACAGCCAUGAGCCACUGUGUUCUCUCAGUAGGAGGAAGGACUGAUCCUCGGGACAUUUAAUCUGCAGUACCAGAAAACAUCUAAUAAGGAUCAAAGGGAACUUUGCUGGAACUAUUUAUAUCAUUUAUAAUGAGCUUAGUGACAAUUAUUGUGCCUAAAAAGUAACUUGCAACACUAAGUGGCAUUGUUUACACUGCAUUUAUACUAAUUAACCACUAAAAGUGUUGUUGUAUAUGUAAAGCUCACAAGAGAUUUUUUCAAAUGUAUUUAGUGUAUUUGCCUUUUUUCCAACGGAACCAAGCUGGAUUACCAACAGGGUCUCUUGUCCACCAGGGGCCCUGAAAGCCCCAGAUUCACUGUGUACUCACUGUACAAAUAAUUUAGUGAAUCUAUUUGUUGAUAUUGUUCUUUGUGCAAAUUUCCUACAGGUCAUGCAACAUUACCUGAGGCAGUCUAUGUCCAAAUCUGGAAUGCAGGCUUUUAUUAUUUAGAUGUAUAUUGUGUUUGCAUUGUGCAUAUUCCUAAAUUAAUUUGUGUUUAAUCAGAUUACAACGACCUAACUGACACAACCUUCCAGCAAAAGAGUAUUGUCUGGUUUCCAUGUCUACAGGCAAAAUAUAGUGAAAAUGCUA
This is a messenger RNA of Epinephelus lanceolatus (giant grouper), 7489 nucleotides long. It is a transcript of the gene frem1a, whose product is annotated as Fras1 related extracellular matrix 1a. The record is from RefSeq and is a predicted model, not a curated record. Lineage: Eukaryota; Metazoa; Chordata; Actinopteri; Perciformes; Serranidae. Gene Ontology annotation, biological process: anatomical structure morphogenesis; cell communication. Gene Ontology annotation, cellular component: membrane.